Haemonchus placei is the source of this 174-nucleotide messenger RNA. NCBI's taxonomy places the organism in Eukaryota, Metazoa, Nematoda, Chromadorea, Rhabditida, Trichostrongylidae. The record is from the annotation of a GenBank genome assembly.
AUGUCAAAGUUUCCUGCUCGUGGAAUUCCGCUUCGCACCAUCGGCGGACUUCGCUAUGGGGUAGCUGCAACAAGCACAGCUAAUCUUAUUGUUUCUCCUCAAAGGUUCGCCCUUAUAAUCUGCUUUUGUUUUUAUGUGAUACGUUUUUACUGUAAAAACUUCUCAGGCUAUUGA